Eruca vesicaria subsp. sativa (arugula) is the source of this 180-nucleotide messenger RNA. The record is from the annotation of a GenBank genome assembly. NCBI's taxonomy places the organism in Eukaryota, Viridiplantae, Streptophyta, Magnoliopsida, Brassicales, Brassicaceae.
AUGGGGUGUGACUGUGCAAGCAAGGAGUUUAAAAACCAAAAUCUAAUGCAACUCCAGCUGCUAUAUGGAGACGAGCAAGCGAGUGCUAUCAAAGUCAAAACCUUCUACAGAGAAGGCAAUUCAUAUCUCAGUAGAAAGAAGAAUAAGGCUGGUCAGAAGAAAAAAGUGAUGCCGAGAUAA